UUCACCCAUAUCAAGCUGGGUAACGUAGUAGAAGUAAGAGGAAUAGCACACUUAGUGUCUGUCCAUUUACAGAUCACCAGGGACAAUCUUUCGCGUAUAAGCGAGAACCUCGCAAUUGAAUUAACAUCUCGUCCGUGAACCUGCGCCUUUGCUAGGAAGCUUGCUAACGAGUCACCACGACGAAGCAGAGACGACGUUUUAAAUGAGGACAGGGACGCAGCCAGGCGGCCGUCUAUCGAUUGAAUGCUUUGGGAUGGCACCUAUCUUGACACUCUGGCUUGCUGUGUGUCUCAGUGGGGCACUGGCUGUGGAGAGAGCCAACUUCAAAACCUGUGACCAGAGUGCCUUUUGCAAACGUCAGCGAGCAUUGAACCCUGGUGAGUCGCCCUAUCGAGCCCUACUAGAAACUAUGGAGCUCACAAACAGUAGGCUCACCCUGCAGCUCAAGAAUGACAAGAACAAGGUGCGUCUGCUCCUGGAGCUCUAUCGUCUCCAGGGAAACAUAACGAGGGUGAAAAUUAAUGAGCUGAAGCCGCUCAAGCCUCGCUAUGAGGUCCCAGACGUGCUCAUCAGAGAGCCGCCUACAGAGCCCCUGUCUCUCUUGUCUCAGGACGAGAACGGAGUGGUUCUGUCCCUGGGGGCGGAGUCUCAAAGGGUCAUUGUCAGUGCACUGCCCUUCCGAUUGGACAUUAUGGAGGGGCGAGAUGUGCUGCUCUCGCUAAACUCGCGUGGCCUUUUGGCCUUUGAACACUUACGGAUACGCAAGGACACUUUCUCCUAUUUAAUAACUGGCACAUUGGCUAGUGUGUGGAAUAAUGUCAAGAGUGUUUUCUCUAGGCAGGCAGACCGAGAGACUGAGGAGGCAAAUUUGGAAGAUGAGGCUAUGUUGGAUGAAAAAGAUGAAGAGGGCAUGUGGGACGAAACGUUUAAAUCAUUUACAGACACCAAACCAAAUGGUCCAACCGCUGUCGGUCUAGACUUUUCAUUGCCGGGCGUGGAGCACGUCUAUGGCAUUCCAGAACACGCAGACAGCCUCCGACUUAAAACUACAGAUAAUGGAGAUCCAUAUCGGCUCUAUAAUUUGGACGUAUUCCAAUAUGAGCUGGAUAAUCCUAUGGCACUUUAUGGUUCCGUACCUGUUAUGUUGGCCCACAAUGCACAGCGAACAACAGGAAUGUUUUGGCUCAAUGCUGCUGAGACCUGGGUUGACAUUAGCUCCAAUACUGCAGGGAAGACUGUGUUUGGAAAAAUGCUGGAUUACGUGCAGGGCUCCAGUGAGACCCCACAGACUGAUGUGCGUUGGUUCUCUGAAAGCGGCAUCAUUGAUGUCUUCAUAAUGCUUGGCCCAACACCAAAAGAUGUCUUUUCGCAGUACGCCUCCCUGACAGGCACCCAGGCCUUCCCUCCUCUGGCCGCACUGGCCUACCACCAAUGCCGCUGGAACUACAACGAUCAGGAAGACGUACAGUCAGUGGAUGCCGGCUUCGACGAGCAUGACAUUCCCUAUGAUUUCAUCUGGCUCGAUAUUGAGCACACGGACGGAAAACGCUACUUUACCUGGGACACCAACAAGUUUCCCACACCCAAGGAAAUGCUUCAGGGUCUCAUGGAUAAGAAGCGCAAGAUGGUAACCAUUGUAGACCCUCAUAUCAAGGUGGACAGCAGCUACAAGAUCCAUAAUGAAAUCAAGUCUCAAGGUUUCUACACAAAGAAUAAAGAUGGCGGUGACUAUGAAGGCUGGUGUUGGCCUGGCAGUGCCGGUUAUCCAGACUUCACACGUGAAGACAUGAGGGCUUGGUGGGCCAGCAUGUUUGCCUACGACCAGUAUGAGGGCACGAUGGAGAACUUGUAUACAUGGAAUGACAUGAACGAGCCUUCAAUAUUCAACGGGCCCGAGAUCACCAUGCACAAGGACUCGAAGCAUGGAGAGUGGGAGCACCGUGACCUGCACAACCUUUAUGGCUUUUACGUGCAAAAGGCCACAGCGGAGGGCCUAAUCCAGAGAUCAGGAGGGGUCGAAAGACCUUUUGUCUUGGCUCGUGCCUUCUUUGCUGGGUCACAGCGCUAUGGUGCUGUGUGGACUGGCGACAAUGCUGCUGAGUGGAGUCAUCUAAAAAUCUCCAUCCCUAUGUGUCUGAGUAUGGGUCUGGUUGGAAUAGCUUUUUGCGGUGCUGAUGUUGGGGGUUUCUUCAAGUCUCCCAGCUCAGAGCUGUUGGUACGUUGGUACCAGACAGGAGCCUAUCAGCCCUUCUUCAGGGCCCACGCCCACAUGGACACCACCCGUCGUGAGCCAUGGCUCUUCGGCCCAGAGAACACCGCUCUGAUCCGAGAGGUUGUGCGGCAACGCUAUAGCCUCCUGCCGUAUUGGUACCAGCAAUUCUACCACACGUAUCACACUGGGCAUCCUGUCAUGAGGCCGCUGUGGGUGGAAUAUCCUCAGGACCCUGCUACUUACACUCUGGAGGAUGAAUUCUUGAUUGGCAGAGACUUGUUGGUGCACCCCGUCACUGAAGAGGGAGCCACUGGUGUAACUGCUUACCUGCCAGGAAAAGAAGAGGUUUGGUUUGACAUCCACACCUUCCAGAAGCACAAUGGCGGCCAGAACCUUUACAUUCCUGUUACCAUGAGCUCUAUCCCGGUUUUCCAACGUGGUGGCUCCAUCAUUCCCAGAAAGCUUCGUGUGCGUCGAUCUUCCUCCUGUAUGGAGCACGACCCCUACACCUUGUAUGUGGCUCUUAGCCAUCAGCGAGCGGCAGAGGGAGAACUCUACAUUGAUGAUGGACACACUUUCAACUUUGAGAAGAGGGAGUUCAUUCACAGGAGGCUGUCAUUUGCCAACAACAACCUAUCCUCUGUAAACCUUGCUCCAGCGGCCCAUUUCUCUACCCUCUCCACCAUUGAACGCAUUGUCAUGGUGGGGGCUACUAGGCCCACCAAGGCAACCCUGAAGACAGCUGAUGGUCAGAUGAGCCAGCUUGAGUUUGACUUUGAUGCCUCCAUGUCAGUCUUGACGCUUCGCAAACCUGGCAUGAACGCAGGCACUGACUGGACUGUGAUGCUACAGUAACCAAGGAGACAGCAGAGGAGGAGCCGGAGGAAAAAGUGACUGAAGAGAAAUGAGCAACAGGAUUCCCCACUGUGUAAAUUAGAAGAAAUGCGUAACACAUCCAAACACAUGUAUACAUACACUCACACACAUAUUUCACUUACAUAUGUCAAGUGUCCGCAUGCACCCCACACUCUUAUCUGAAGUGAAAGUCCAUACACCUAUGGUGUCCCCUCUUUUGUGUAAUGUUGUAUAAAUUAUAUCAUCUGAUGUUAAUAAUUAACAAGUAAAUUCAUACUCUAUUGAGCCUUUGGAGUCCGGGUAAACCUAUAAUUGUUAAAGCAAAUGGUCCGCCUGCUGAUGUGUUAAAAACUGAGGUUAUUUUUUCAUUCCAAUAUGUAAUUUAGAUUUUUAGGUUUUGCGAUAUGAAGACAAUUGAUCCUGCUUCUUACCUUUUCAAUUUACAGUUAGCAUUUUUCAGCCUUUUCAUAAAUUAGUGACAGAUCAAGUUGUGUACAUGGAAGUAAUUUUAUUCGUUUUGGUAAGGGAACAUUUCAAUCAUCUGCUGCACAAAAAGUAAUUAUUUUAAACAACGCACUUCUUGGUAAUAGGAAUAAUUUUGGCUACUGAACCACUGACCUGUACGGACGGGGGUCAUCCUGUUGGAAGUUUUCUUUCUUUUUUUAGUUAUGUUGGCAUUUUCAUUUUCUGUUUACUAUUUUUUUUAAUGCGCUUGUAACCACCCAAGAGUUUGAAGUUCCAUCUUGAAUCCAACAUUUCCAGAUUUUGUCUGUCUCGAUGAUCUUAAUGUAAAUCUGAAAGGUAUACACAUUUUUGUUUCCGGAAUUCACCUUAGAAAGGCAGUCCCUAUGUCAGCUGCAUUGCACAAACCUAAAUGAUCAUUGAGUUUGAUUUUGUCCUGUUCUUUCAAAUUGUGUCAAUCUGCUUUUGUAUUAUUUUUAUGAUUGUAAAUGUUGCUGCAAUGUUGGGGGAUUCAACUUGAUACAGUGGAAGUGAAGGAACAGACUAGCUGUCAAGAGUUGUCAGAUAUACUUUAAAAGAUGUGACCAAGUGAAAAUAAAAUGACCAAUUGUGAUAGAAGACCA
Hippocampus comes (tiger tail seahorse) is the source of this 4152-nucleotide messenger RNA. It is a transcript of the gene ganabb, whose product is annotated as glucosidase II alpha subunit b. Gene Ontology annotation, cellular component: glucosidase II complex. Gene Ontology annotation, molecular function: carbohydrate binding; glucan 1,3-alpha-glucosidase activity. Bases 203 to 3067 code for a protein of 954 amino acids. The transcript is spliced from 25 exons. The record is from RefSeq and is a predicted model, not a curated record. Gene Ontology annotation, biological process: carbohydrate metabolic process; N-glycan processing. Lineage: Eukaryota; Metazoa; Chordata; Actinopteri; Syngnathiformes; Syngnathidae.